AUGAGCCGGAUGGAGCAGCGCAGGGUGCAGCGGGAGUCCAGCCGGAGGGUUUUCACCAGGGGGAACGCUGCAGCAGGAACAAACCUCUCCUUGUUCUCUCUGUCCCAGCAGCGGGAGCAGCAGGAUAAAGCAGCAGAAAUGGGACACCGCUUCCCAGGGAGGGCAGUUCCAAAUCCAGGCUUUGAGCGGGAGAUGACGUGCAGGACCUGGGGUCAGUACAACUUUGAGACCUUUGACGGCCUCUACUACUACUUCCCCGGCCGAUGUACGUACACUCUGCUGCGGGACUGCGAGGAAACCACCCAGGCCAGCAUCGUCGUCCAGGUCCACAAUGACCCAGGCUGUAGCUCCGCCCCCUACACCUGCCAACGAUCUGUCAGCCUCUUCCUCCCAUGGGAAGGUGAAGUUCGGCUGCACGCCACCAACGUGACCUUCAAAGGCCAAAGUCUGCAGCUGCCUCACCACAUCCAUGACCUGCAGCUGGAGCAGAUCUCGCAGUAUGUCCUGGUGACGCAGCAGCACGGCUUCACGCUGGCCUGGGAGGGACGCAGCGGCUCCGUCUACAUCAAACUCAGCCCAGAGUUCGUGGGAAGAACCUGCGGCCUGUGUGGGAACUUCAACGCUGACGUCCAGGACGACCUGAAGACGAGUUACGGUGUGCUGACUCAUGACAUCGAAAUGUUUGGGAAUAGCUGGGUGGAGGUGGAGCCACACGAGGCCCGAUGUCCCACGGUGCCUUCGGACUUCCCUUCACCCUGUGCUGCAGUCGAUGCUCAUGUCCUGUUGAAAGUGGAGGAGGUGUGUGCAAUGCUGCUGGAUCCACCGUUUCAGAGCUGCCACGACUUUGUCAGCCCACUGUCCUACAUGGCCAGCUGCUCCAACGACCUCUGCAUGUCGGGUCCCAACGGUGAUGUGGUAUGCCAGGUGUUCAGUGAGUAUGCCCGGGCCUGCGCCCACGCUGACCACCCACUGCACGACUGGAGGCAGCACAUUCCUCACUGUGCAAAGCAGUGUUCCUCAGGUCUGCAGUACAGGGAAUGCAUCAGCUGCUGCCCGGCGUCCUGCAACCUCGAGCGAACUUGCAUCGACAGCAAGCUGGCCUGCCUGGAUGGAUGCUACUGUCCGGAUGGCCUGAUCUAUGAGGACGGAGGCUGUGUGACGCCCUCUGACUGUCCCUGUGAGUACCACGGCAUGUUUUAUCCAUCCGGACAGACGCUGCAGGAGGAAUGCAACAACUGCACAUGUGUGGGUGGAGUGUGGGACUGCACCGACUACAGCUGCCCAGGCGAGUGCUCUGUGACUGGCGAUAUGUAUUUUCAAUCCUUUGACGGGCGGAUCUACACCUUCCCUGCAACAUGUCAGUAUGUCCUCGCCAAAAGUCGCAACUCCGGGAAGUUCACAGUCACCAUCCAGAACGCCCCCUGUGGAGCCAAUUUGGAUGGGGCCUGCAUCCAGUCAGUUAACCUGGUUAUUGACGAGGAUCCAAGAACGGAGAUCACACUGAGCCACGUUGGAGAGGUCUUCAUGGCCGGACAGUACCGCAUCUCCCUACCGUACUCUGAUGACAUAUUCCACAUCCAGGAGCUGUCGUCCAUGUUCCUCCAGGUGAAGACGGCGUUCGGCCUGCGUCUGCAGUACAGCUGGAAGGAGUUUCGCCUCUACCUGCAGGCUAACGAGCUGUGGAAGGACGACACGGUGGGCCUCUGCGGCACCUUCAACGGCAACAUUCAAGAUGACUUCCUAUCUCCGUCAGGUAUGAUAGAAAACACUCCUCAGCUGUUUGGAAACGCCUGGAGAGUCUCGUCAGCCUGUUCACCCAGCCUGAGUACGCCUCAGCUCGACCCCUGUGACACACACCAGCAGGCCGUGACCUAUGCCUCAGAAAUGUGUGACGUGCUGAACCAGGAUCUGUUCUCUGCCUGCCAUGAGUACCUCAGUCCCACAUCCUUCCAUCAGCAGUGUCGCUCAGACACCUGUAAGUGCGGGACGCCUUGCCUGUGCUCAGCGCUGGCCCACUACGCUCACCACUGCCGCAGAUUCUCUGUCAUCAUUGACUUUCGAUCGCAGAUACCCGACUGUGCGGUCACCUGUCCUGCCACCAUGCAGUAUGGCACCUGUGUGUCGUCCUGCCAGCGCCGCUGCUCCGCCCUCUCCGUCCCGCAGCACUGUGGGGAGGAGUGUGAGGAGGGUUGCGUUUGCCCUCUGGGGUCCUUCUACAACCAUCGAACACACACCUGUGUGCACAGGAGCGAGUGUCCCUGCAGUUUCCUCGGAGUAGAUUAUGAACCCGGAGAUGUGAUCAUGACGUCAGCAGGUGUUCAACUCUGUCUGGGCGGCAAACUGGUGUCCCAAACAACAGACAGUAACAGGUUGUGUCCAGCUGGUCAGCUCUACCAGAACUGCUCAGAGGGGGACGAUGGCCUCCUGCCGGGAAGGGGCGUGGCCUGCGAACGCACCUGUGAAUCCUACUUGCUCAACCUCACCUGCUCGACACAUGAGCCCUGCGUGGCCGGAUGCACCUGCCCCCCUGGUUUGCUGAAACAUGGAGACGAAUGCUUUGAACCUGCAUCCUGCCCCUGUUUAUGGAAAGGAAAGGAAUAUUACCCCGGCGACAGAGUCUCCUCCCCCUGCCAUCAGUGUGUUUGCCAGCAUGGGACGUUCCAGUGUGUGUUUCAUCCGUGUCCAUCCAUGUGCAUGGCUUACGGCGAUCGCCACUACAGGACGUUUGAUGGGCUGCUGUUCGACUACGUUGGUGCAUGCAAAGUCUAUCUUGUAAAGAGCAGCACUGAUGUGAUGCUCAGUGUGGCGGCUGAGAACGUCGACUGUUUUGACAGCGGAGUCAUCUGCAGGAAAUCUCUGCUGAUCAACAUCGGCAGAUCCUUCAUGGCAUUCGAUGAUAACACUGGGAAGCCAAAUCCAUCCAGUGUGAUUGACAGGAAGCAGAGGAUGUUCAUCUGGCCGGCCGGAUACUUCACAGUGAUUCAUUUCCCCGAGGAAGACGUCACCGUCCUCUGGGACCGCAAGACCACUGUCCACAUCCAGGUCGGACCUCGCUGGCAGGGGAAGCUAAGUGGGCUCUGCGGGAACUUUGACAUGAAGACGGUGAACGAGAUGAGGACACCCGACAACAUCGACUCACCAACUCCACAGGAGUUUGGAAACAGCUGGACUGCAGCAGAGUGUGUGAACAGUCCAGAUAUCAGACACCCCUGCAGCCUCAGUCCGCUCAGGGAGCCUUUUGCAAAGCGUCAGUGUGCCGUCCUGCUCAGUGAGGUCUUCCAGGGCUGCCACCCAGUGGUGGAUGUUACCUGGUUCUAUAUGAACUGCCUGGCAGACACGUGUGCCUGCGGUCGUGGAGGCGACUGUGAAUGUUUCUGCACCAGCGUGGCGGCGUACGCCCAGCGCUGCUGCCAUCAGGGAGUUCCCGUCGACUGGCGCUCCCCAUCUCUGUGCCCGUAUGAUUGUGAAUUCUACAACAAAGUUCUGGGUAAAGGUCCCUUCAGGCUGAUCACCUUCAGGGAUCGGACGACGCUGUUGGCAGCCGGCAGGUCCAGUGGCUCAGUGUUCCUGCUGCGGGGAAACCUCAGCACCACCGCAGCUCCUGGAGUCCUCUCGCAGUUCAUGAUGACGCCGGGCCUCAGCAGAGCCCGACCGCACGACACGUCACGGGUUUCCUUUGAGGCAGCCGACAGACCAAACUACUUCCUGUAUGCGAGCCCCGGCGGCCAGGUGAGGCUGGCCAAGUGGGAGGAGAGCGAGGCAUUCUGGGACGGGGCCACCUUCGUCCUUCACAGGAACACCUGGGUCUCCGGCUACGACUCCCUGGAGUCCCACGCAAAACCCGGCUUCUUCCUGCACGCCACCCUGCCCCGCCUCCACCUGCUCAAAUACAGACACACCGACCGCUUCCGCAAAGCCACGCUGUUCAGACUGACGGGCCCCAGCCCAGACGCCCCACCUGGUCCUCGGUGUCAGUGGAGGUACGAUUCUUGCGUCAUCCCCUGCUUCAAGACCUGCAGCGACCCGUCAGCCGAAGCCUGCAUCACCAUCCCACAGGUGGAGGGCUGCCUUCCUGUCUGCCCCCCUCACAUGGUCCUGGAUGAAGUCACCCGUCGGUGUGUCUAUGUUGAAGACUGCAUUAAGGCCCCAGUUGCUGUGCAGCCUGUAACACCGUCCACUGCUCAGCUGACCUCGGCAGCUGUCACUUCUGCAACCAUCACAAGCACGGCUGCUUCCACCGCCCCCCUCAAGACCACCACUGCGGCCUCCACCCCUCCACACACUGGUCCCACCACUAAAAUCACCACCACUGUUCCUCAAAUGAGCACACAGACAAUCUCAUCGCCACCCGCCCCUGAUGAGCCAACCCGUCCAGUCACUGUCUCUCCGUCUUCUGCUGCUGAAGGACCCCCAUCUUCUCCAACAGCACCCCCUACUGUCAAGCCAGAGGUGGUAGAGCCGCUGUCAACUCUCAGAGUCACUGAAGCCCCGCCCAGCACUGUAACAGGCACAACACCAUGGACGACCAGAGCCGUGAGCUCAACUGGCAGCCCGUUUAGCCCCAGCACUACCAGGGCGACCAGCACUCCCUUCGCCAUCACAGCUCUGUUCUGGCUCAUCUCGUCCACCAAGCCCACUGACUUCCUGCUGCCGCUCUCCACCACCACUACCGUGACCCUGCAGCCAUCUACCACCGCAGCACCGAUCACAACCUCUGCUGAAGGGCCAACCACCAUCAGUACUCCUCCUCAUGCAGUCGUGCACCCAGCUAAAGACACAACAGUGGCCACGACACAUUCAGCAGCAGUAACUCCAGCUGUAACCUCUUCUAGUCCGAGUCCCGCUCCACUCUCAGAGACGUCUAUAGUUACAGACAGGAUUACUGUUACCAGUACAGCUACCACAACAUUCACAGAAACCAGCACAAAGCCUGUAACAGUGGAGCGACUUCCCGCAAAAACAACUACACCCAUCCCUCCUGCUUUACCGAGCACAGCCUCCACAACCUCACCACCUCUCCCGACCUCACCUCCUGUCCAAACAGGAACUGUGUCUUUGCCCACAGUCACUUCAGCUAAAUCCACAGAAUCAGUCACACCAGUUGCACCUUUCACCACCAGUAAAACUACACCGUACAUAAGUCCAGAGACACCACCACCCGCUACCACAGAGAAGACUCUGCACAUCACUCCAACUCAACUGAAGGUUUCUACAACAACUGCUCCUGAGUUACCAACGUCAACCCCAAUCCAUGUUGAACUGACUACAACUGUACCGUCGGCUCCAACCUCUGCUACGACAGACGGGACAACAGCAACAAAGAAAGUGACGAUACUUGAGUCCAUGGUGUCUGAAAUACCUGUAGCUACCACAACAAUGGCUACACCUCCACCUCUGAAGAUUACAGACACCACAACUUCUCCUGCAUCCACCUCCACAGCCUAUUCUGAGAGAACCUCCUGGUCUGCUGCCGUCCCAACAACAGAGAAAACCACAACCAUAACUUCAAGACCUCCAAAGGUUCCAGAAACAUCCGCUGUCUCCACAGGUUCGCCUGUCACAACAAAACAAACUGUUCUGCCAGUUUCUUUUGCAGAAACAACGACCGCACCACUUUUACCAACAACAGAGACCCAUCCUGUACCUGCAGUGCAGACCUCCGAACCCCAUCUGGAGACCUCCUCCACCCUGGUCUACAGCCCCACAGUGAAGACUACACCAGAGGUUGCCUCUGAAACUCUCGUCCAUGAUGUCACUACCACUAAAACUACUGAAGCGCCUCAUCUUCCUGGAACAUCAAAGCCGAUCGUCACCUCUUUGACAUCAGCUGUUGCCACUCCUGUCAAAACAACAUCUCCUGAAAUGUCAACUGUAGAAAUUGCAGCCACUACAACCAUGAAACUAGUUACACCUCCACCAUCACCUGCGCCUGGUAUUCCUGAGACACCUCCCACCAUGGUCUCCACAAAAGCUCCACCAGGUGUUGUUACCACCACUCUCAGACCCGUCAUUCUACAGCCGAUUACAGAGACGACCCAUCCAAUGACUGGCAGAGUGGAGGCGUCAACGAGAGCUACAACCACGGCGCCUCCGUCUUCGUCCCCACUGCACACAACUACUUCCACCGCAGCUCCAAGGCCAACAACUGUCCCGGACAAAGUCACCACCCGGCUGGUGUCCACUGCAAGAGCUACGCCAACUACAACAACUACCGCCAUCAGAACGACACCUAGAGUUCCCAUGACAACAAGAGUUACCCCCAGAAUCACGUCGACUCAGAGGCCAACCAUCAGGCCAAUCACCGCAAGGGUUACCAUAGCAACAAGGCCCCCAACAGUAACCAUCAGGUCAACCUCCCUCCGCCCACCGACUGUCACACCAAGCCCUGGCACAACAACCAUGUCAGGAGCGCCAUCUACAACCAUCGCAACAUCUGCCGAGUCCGUCACGACAGCGAGCGUGACCGAACGUGCCGACACAAUCGCAGCAGUUCCCCACCUGACCACCAUAACUGCUCCAGCACCUGUCCCUGCUCUAACAACAGUCACAGCAUCUACAGCUGUCCCCAUGACAACCACCAGAGAGUCAGUCACAUCUGAGAAAACUCUGACAACGAAAGAGACUGAUGUGUCACCAUCCACAUCCCAAGAAGUGACGCCUCCACCUGAUACACCGACCUCCACCCAGAGGCCCGCUGUUCCCACUCCCACUACGACAGCACUCCCAGCAUCCAGCCCGGUCCAAACGACUGAGCGGGACAGAGUCGAUCAUACGAGUCCAGGUGCAACCACACCUCCUCCACCGUCAUCGCCUUACACAAUUUUGCCUCCGUAUGCAGAGAUCGUUGAUGAGUGCACGAAGUACAUCUGCGUCAACAACCAGCUAGUCCUGUUCAACAAAUCCCAGAGCUGCCCUUUCACCUCCGAGCCUCCCAACUGUGGCCUGCUCGGCUUUGCCAUACUGGUCAAUGGAGACAAGUGCUGCCCUCAGUGGGACUGUCCAUGUCGCUGCUCGAUGUUUCCAGAUCUGAACGUGAUCACAUUUGACGGGAACAGCGUUGCCAUCUACAAGGCUGCCACGUACAUAGUGGCCCAGCUGCCCAAUGAGACCGUCAGCGUCCUGAUUCAGGAGUGUCCUGCUGACUCUGAGUCACCACUCCUCUGGAAUUUCACCAACUUGUGUCUGGUGGCGCUCAACAUCACCCACAAAUCUAACCACAUCAUCAUCAACAGGCUGCAGAGGAGGCUCUACAUCAACUCUCGGUAUGCCAAGCCAAGAUUCAAGAAGUUUGGCUUUGAGAUCUAUGACACGGGUAACAUGUACCUGAUCCGCAGCCCUGCUGGUCUCAAGCUGCAGUGGUACCACAGCACCGGCAUGAUGGUGAUAGACAGCUCCAGCAACAAGCUCCCCACCAUGGGUCUCUGCGGUUUCUGUGAUGGAGACCCAACAAAUGACCUGACUUUGGCCAACGGCACCACAGUGGGUGAAAGUGAGGAUCCGGCUAUUUUCAUCGACAGCUGGCAGGUUCCCAACACCACCAGCUACAUCAGCCACAGCCGCCGCCGCGAGCUCAACUGCUCCACAAGCGACUGCUCCACCUGCCUGGCCAUGCUGCAGAGCCCCGCCUUCUCCUCCUGCCACGCCUUCGUUCCACCGAGCACAUUCUGUGAGGUUUGGGUUCGCGAUGCAGAGUACGUCAACAACCAGUGUGUGGCGCUGGCUGCCUACGUGGCCUCCUGCCACAAAUUCAACAUCUGCAUUGAGUGGCGGAGGCCAGAUUACUGCCCCUUCGUGUGUCCAGACACUCUGCGGUAUCAGGCCUGUCUGCCGGCCUGCACGUCUCAGUCCUGCCCCAACCACGACUUCGACUCGGACCCGGACCAGUGUUCAGGCCUGACUGAGGGCUGCGUGUGCCCGGAGGGAACGCUCCUCCACCGGCCGUACUCCGCCCUCUGCGUCUCACCUGAGAAGUGCGCCUGCACUGACAGCUCCGGUGUUCCUCGUGCGCACGGCGAGGUCUGGAAAGCCUCGAAGGACGCCUGCUGCAUGUACCGCUGCGAUAACGACACCAUCGUUCCUGUGGAGUACAACUGCUCCAAUAUAUCUGUGCCGGUGUGCCGUCGAGCAGGGGAGGUGAUCAUCAGCCUGGCCGACGACACCAGCUGCUGCCCGCAGAAAGUCUGCGUGUGUAACCAGAGCCUCUGUGACCUGCUCCCUCCGGAGUGUAAAUACGGGGAGAAGCUGGUGUCGUACUACAGACAGGACUCCUGCUGUCCGGACUAUGUGUGUGAGUGCGAUCCUGACCUCUGUGAGUCGGACGUUCCGUCCUGCAGAGACGACCAGACUCUGAUCGCCACCAGAGCCGACGGCAGCUGCUGUCUCGCUCACAUCUGCAUGUGUUCUUCGUGUCCGGAGACGCCUCCUCUCUGCCUGGACGGCGAGGUGCUGACGGUGGACGCUAACACCACAGACCGCUGCUGCCCCGCCUACCAGUGUGUGUGUGAGCCCUACAGGUGUCCUCAGCUUAGUUGUCCUGUUGGGAUGUCGGUGGUGUCUGUGUCCAGUCCAGGUCGCUGCUGUCCCAACCAAACAUGUGACUGUUCCUGUGAAAAGAUCGCCUCCCCAAAAUGUGGCCUGGGAGAGGCGGCCCAGCUGGACCGGACCUCCCUGUACGACCCACAGAACCAGUGUGCCUGCAAAAGAUACAAGUGUGUGCGCGAGGCAGUGUGCGUGUUCGGCGAGCGAGGCGUGUUGCGGCCGGGUCAGACACUGGUGGAGCACGACGACGACGGCUUGUGUCACAGCAGGCAGUGCAGCCGCAGCCUCGACCCGGCGAGCGGCUUCCACCUGCUCCGCACCAGCAGCAUCAACUGCUCCGCCCACUGCCAACCAAACCAGAUCUACGUCCCUCCAAAGGACCAGUCCACGUGCUGCGGCGUUUGUAAGAACAUUUCCUGCCUCUACGAACACGAGAACGGGACCACAGUUCUCUACAAGCCGGGGAAGUCCUGGGUAUCAAACUGCAUGAAGUUCGACUGCGCAGACACUCUGUCCGGACCCACGCUCAUCUCCUACUCCUUCAGCUGCCCACCAUUCAACGAAACAGAGUGUAUGAAGAUUGGUGGAACUGUCGUAAGUUACAUGGACGGAUGCUGCAAGACGUGCAAAGAAGACGGAAAGUCGUGCCAGAAGGUGACGGUGAGGAUGACGAUCAGGAAGAACGACUGUCGCAGCAACAGGCCGGUGAACAUCGUGUCAUGUGACGGGAAGUGUCCGUCUGCCAGCAUCUACAACUACAACAUCAACACGUACGCUCGCUUCUGCAAGUGCUGCAGGGAGACGGGGCUGCAGCGGCGCUCCGUGCAGCUCUACUGCAGCGGCAACGCAACCUGGGUCAGCUACUCCAUCCAGGAGCCCACUGACUGCUCCUGCCAGUGGUCCUAA
Chelmon rostratus (copperband butterflyfish) is the source of this 9444-nucleotide messenger RNA. RefSeq names its product otogelin (gene otog). Gene Ontology annotation, biological process: L-arabinose metabolic process. The record is from RefSeq and is a predicted model, not a curated record. Gene Ontology annotation, cellular component: extracellular matrix. Bases 1 to 9444 code for a protein of 3147 amino acids. The transcript is spliced from 53 exons. NCBI's taxonomy places the organism in Eukaryota, Metazoa, Chordata, Actinopteri, Chaetodontiformes, Chaetodontidae. Gene Ontology annotation, molecular function: protein binding; alpha-L-arabinofuranosidase activity.